Molecule: messenger RNA, 354 nt
Organism: Dicrocoelium dendriticum
Lineage: Eukaryota; Metazoa; Platyhelminthes; Trematoda; Plagiorchiida; Dicrocoeliidae
Source: the annotation of a GenBank genome assembly
AUGUUGCACAUGGUGUCUGUUGUUUCAGUGUGCAUUCUUGUUUUAGCCAACUGUCGCAAUGAACAUAUUACCACACCGGCCAAUUUAAGUGGCCACGUGCAGAUGUUGGAUAGCCAUGUUACUGGAGUUCAAAUACGUCGUUUCGCCCUGCGUGCGCCGAUCAACACUGGUAUCCUUUUCGUACCCGAGAGGGAGGCUUGGAUCGUUGAACGACUCGGAAAAUUUCACAGAACGUUGGACCCCGGUUUAAACUUUUGCAUUCCUUUGGUGGAUCGCAUUGCUUACGUUCAGUCACUAAAAGAGGUCGCCAUCGAAAUUCCUGAUCAAUCCGCAAUCACCUCAGGUAUUUUAUAG